GAUCAAACUGGAGACACAACAUGAAAAACAGAGAGUGGAGGAAAUUACUGCUCAAAUCCAGAAAGACAGAGAAGACCUAGAGAAGAUGAACGAGAACAUCACAAGAGAAAUGCAUGAAAUUCAACAUCAAGAAGAACAAAUGAAGCAAAAACAAGAUGAACUCGAGCAACUAAAAACUGAAAUUCAGAAUCUAAAACAAGAACAAGAAAAAGAAAGAGAGAUUAUCAUAAAGGACAGAAGUCAGCUUGAUCUGAGACGAUCUGACCUAGAAAAACAACAGACAAAAGUAAAUGCUUUAUUGGAAACAAUCAACAACGAGAGAAGACAACUAGAUAAAGAUAAAGAAGAGCUAGAAGAACAGAAACAGGAAAGGGUAAAGGAAAGAGAUGAUGUUGACCAAAGCAGAAAGAGUCUGGAUGAAGACCUGAAGAUGAUGAAGCUGCAGAAACAAGUGCUUGAAGAAGAGAAGAACAAGUUAGAAGAGCUGAAGACUGAACUGGAAAGAGAAGCUGAUGAUAUCAGAAAGAUAAACGAAGAGACACAAUAUGAAAGACAGAGGUUGGAAAAGAUGGCUGAGGCACUUAUGAAAGAGAGAGAAGAUCUUGCUGAAGAUACCAAGAGAAAGAAUCAAGUCCUGGAUGAAAUGAAAGUUGCAAAUGAGUUUACACUGGCAGAUCUGCAAAAGCAAAAGAGAAAUCUUGAGCAAAUGAGAGAGAAUAUCUCUAGACAAACAGAAGAUUUUGAAAAAGAGAAAGAGAAAUCAAAACUCAGAGAAGACGAGCUUAAGAAACUUCAAACGGAGCUUCAGAAACAACAAAGUGAGAUUGACAUGGAAAAGACCAACAUUGAAAGUGAGAGAGCUGCAAUGAUCAGGGAAAAACAGAACAUGAUGACAGAGUUGAAAAAGAAGACUGAAGAUGUUGAGAUCCAAAUGAAGGAAGUAUUGACUGAAAAGGAAUUACUUGAAAAUGACAGAAAUCUGCUGAAGAAAGAUGUGGAAGAUCUGCAACAAAAACUAAUUACUAUAGACAGAGAUUCAGAGAGUCUAAAACUUGACAGAGAAGCAUUUGAGAAUGAAAAGGAAGCAAUGAAACAGAUGAAAACUGAGCUAGAAAGAGAAGCAGAUGAGAUUGAGAAGAUCAAACUUGAGACACAACUUGAAAGACAGAGAGUUGAGGAAAUGACUGCUCAAAUCCAGAAAGAAAGAGAAGAAAUCAACAAUCUCUUUGAGGAGACGAACAGAAAAGACAUGGUCUUGAAUGAAAUGAACACAGAUAUCAAAGAGAAAAUCAAAGCUAUUCAAUCUGAUAGAGACAUGCUAGAGGAGGAAAAACAUGAUCUGGAGAAAACCAGAAGUGAACUUUCUAAAGUUAAGGAGGAUCUCGAAAAACAAAGAGAAAUCACACUGACAGAGAUACAGAAAGAGAGAAAAGAUCUAGAGAAGAUGAAUGAGAACAUCACAAGAGAAAUGCAUGAUAUCAAACAUCAAGAAGAACAAAUGAAACAAAAACAAGAUGAACUUGAGCAACUGAAAACUGAAAUUCAGAUACUAAAACAAGAACAAGAAAAAGAAAGAGAGAUUAUCAUAAAGGACAGAAGUCAGCUUGAUCUAAGACAAUCUGAGCUAGACAAACAACAGACAAACGUAAAUGACAUUAUGGAAACAAUGAUGAAUGAGAGAAGACAACUAGAUAAAGAUAAAGAAGAGCUGGAAGAACAAAAACAGGAAAUGGAUAAAGAAAGAGAUGAUGUUGACCAAAGCAGAAAGAGUCUGGAUGAAAACCUGAAGAUGAUGAAGCUGCAGAAACAAGUGCUUGAAGAAGAGAAAAACAAGUUAGAAGAGCUGAAGACUGAACUGGAAAGAGAAGCUGAUGAUAUCAGAAAGAUAAAAGAAGAGACACAAUAUGAAAGACAGAGGUUGGAAAAGAUGGCUGAAGCAUUUAUAAAAGAGAGAGAAGAUCUUGCUGCAGAUACAAAGAGAAAGAAUCAAGUCCUGGAUGAAAUGAAAGUUGCAAACGAGUUUACACUGGCAGAUCUGCAAAAGGAAAAGAGCAAUCUUGAGCAAAUGAGAGAGAAUAUCUCUAGACAAACAGAGGAUAUUGAAAAGAAGAAAGAGAAAAUGAGACUCAGAGAAGACGAACUUAAGAAACUUCAAGCUGAGAUACAUAAACAACAAAAUGAAAUAGAAAAGGAAAAGAGCAACAUUGAAAGUGAGAGAGCUGCAGUAAUCAAGGAUGUUGAAGAUCUGCAACAUAAAAUAAUCAGUUUAGACAGAGAUUCAGAGAGUCUAAAACUUGACAGAGAAGUAUUUGAGAAUGAGAAGGAAGUUAUGAAACAAAUGAAAACUGAGCUAAAAAGAGAAGCAGAUGAGAUUGAGAAGAUCAAACUAGAGACACAACAUGAAAGACAGAGAGUCGAGGACAUGACAGCUGAUUUUAUGGAAACAAUGAACAAUGAGAGAAAACAACUAGAUAAAGAUAAAGAAGAGCUGGAAGAACAAAAAGAGCAAAUGAAGAAAGAAAGAGAUGAUGUUGACCAAAGCAGAAAGAGUCUGGAUGAAGACCUGAAGAUGAUGAAGCUGCAGAAACAAGUGCUUGAAGAAGAGAAGAACAAGUUAGAAGAGAUAAAGACUGUGCUGAAAAGAGAAGCUAAUGAUAUCAGAAAGAUAAAAGAAGAGACACAAUAUGAAAGACAGAGGUUGGAAAAGAUGGCUGAAGCACUUAUAAAAGAGAGAGAAGAUCUUGCUGAAGAUACAAAGAGAAAGAAUCAAGUCCUGGAUGAAAUGAAAGUUGCAAACGAGUCUAAACUGGCAAAUCUGCAAAAGGAAAAGAGAAAUCUUGAGCAAAUGAGAGAGAAUAUCUCUAGACAAACAGAAGAUUUUGAAAAAGAGAAAGAGAAAUCAAAACUCAGAGAAGACGAGCUUAAGAAACUUCAAACGGAGCUUCAGAAACAACAAAGUGAGAUUGACAUGGAAAAGACCAACAUUGAAAGUGAGAGAGCUGCAAUGAUCAGGGAAAAACAGAACAUGAUGACAGAGUUGAAAAAGAAGACUGAAGAUGUUGAGAUCCAAAUGAAGGAAGUAUUGACUGAAAAGGAAUUACUUGAAAAUGACAGAAAUCUGCUGAAGAAAGAUGUGGAAGAUCUACAACAAAAACUAAUUACUAUAGACAGAGAUUCAGAGAGUCUAAAACUUGACAGAGAAGCAUUUGAGAAUGAAAAGGAAGCAAUGAAACAGAUGAAAACUGACUUGCAAAAAGAAGCAGAUGAGAUUGAGAAGAUCAAACUUGAGACACAACUUGAAAGACAGAGAGUUGAGGAAAUGACUGCUCAAAUCCAGAAAGACAGAGAAGAAAUCAACAAUCUCAUUGAGGAGACGAACAGAAAAGACAUGGUCUUGAAUGAAAUGAACACAGAUAUUGAAGAGAAAAUCAAAGCUAUUCAAUCUGAUAGAGACAUGCUAGAGGAGGAAAAACAUGAUCUGGAGAAAACCAGAAGUGAACUUUCUAAAGUUAAGGAGGAUCUCGAAAAACAAAGAGAAAUCACACUGACAAAGAUACAGAAAGAGAGAAAAGAUCUAGAGAAGAUGAAUGAGAACAUCACAAGAGAAAUGCAUGAUAUCAAACAUCAAGAAGAACAACUGAAACAAAAACAAGAUGAACUUGAGCAACUGAAAACUGAAAUUCAGAUACUAAAACAAGAACAAGAAAAAGAAAGAGAGAUUAUCAUAAAGGACAGAAGUCAGCUUGAUCUGAGACAAUCUGAGCUAGACAAACAACAGACAAACGUAAAUGACAUUAUGGAAACAAUGAUGAAUGAGAGAAGACAACUAGAUAAAGAUAAAGAAGAGCUGGAAGAACAAAAACAAGAAAUGGAGAAAGAAAGAGAUGAUGUUGACCAAAGCAGAAAGAGUCUGGAUGAAAACCUGAAGAUGAUGAAGCUGCAGAAACAAGUGCUUGAAGAAGAGAAAAACAAGUUAGAAGAGCUGAAGACUGAACUGGAAAGAGAAGCUGAUGAUAUCAGAAAGAUAAAAGAAGAGACACAAUAUGAAAGACAGAGGUUGGAAAAGAUGGCUGAAGCAUUUAUAAAAGAGAGAGAAGAUCUUGCUGCAGAUACAAAGAGAAAGAAUCAAGUCCUGGAUGAAAUGAAAGUUGCAAACGAGUUUACACUGGCAGAUCUGCAAAAGGAAAAGAGCAAUCUUGAGCAAAUGAGAGAGAAUAUCUCUAGACAAACAGAAGAUUUUGAAAACAAGAAAGAGAAAAUGAGACUCAGAGAAGACGAACUCAAGAAACUUCAAGCUGAGAUACAUAAACAACAAAGUGAAAUAGAAAGGAAAAGAGCAACAUUGAAAGUGAGAGAGCUGCAAGAAGCAGAUGAGAUUGAGAAGAUCAAACUAAAGACACAACAUGAAAGACAGAGAGUCGAGGACAUGACAGCUGAUUUUAUGGAAACAAUGAACAAUGAGAGAAAACAACUAGAUAAAGAUAAAGAAGAGCUGGAAGAACAAAAAGAGCAAAUGAAGAAAGAAAGAGAUGAUGUUGACCAAAGCAGAAAGAGUCUGGAUGAAGACCUGAAGAUGAUGAAGCUGCAGAAACAAGUGCUUGAAGAAGAGAAGAACAAGUUAGAAGAGAUAAAGACUGUGCUGGAAAGAGAAGCUAAUGAUAUCAGAAAGAUAAACGAAGAGACACAAUAUGAAAGACAGAGGUUGGAAAAGAUGGCUGAAGCACUUAUAAAAGAGAGAGAAGAUCUUGCUGAAGAUACAAAGAGAAAGAAUCAAGUCCUGGAUGAAAUGAAAGUUGCAAACGAGUCUAAACUGGCAAAUCUGCAAAAGGAAAAGAGCAACCUUGAGCAAAUGAGAGAGAAUAUCUCUAGACAAACAGAAGAUUUUGAAAAAGAGAAAGAGAAAUCAAAACUCAGAGAAGACGAGCUUAAGAAACUUCAAACGGAGCUUCAGAAACAACAAAGUGAGAUUGACAUGGAAAAGACCAACAUUGAAAGUGAAAGAGCUGCAAUGAUCAGGGAAAAGCAGAACAUGAUGACAGAGUUGAAAAAGAAGACUGAAGAUGUUGAGAUCCAAAUGAAGGAAGUAUUGACUGAAAAGGAAUUACUUGAAAAUGACAGAAAUCUGCUGAAGAAAGAUGUGGAAGAUCUACAACAAAAACUAAUUACUAUAGACAGAGAUUCAGAGAGUCUAAAACUUGACAGAGAAGUAUUUGAGAAUGAGAAAUAUGUGAUGAAACAGAUGAAAACUGAGCUAGAAAGAGAAGCAGAUGAGAUUGAGAAGAUCAAACUAGAGACACAACAUGAAAGACAGAGAGUGGAGGAAAUGACUGCUCAAAUCCAGAAAGACAGAGAAGAAAUUAACAAUCUUAUUGAGGAGACGAACAGAAAAGACAUGGUCUUGAAUGAAAUGAACACAGAUAUUGAAGAGAAAAUAAAAGCUAUUCAAUCUGAUAGAGACAUGCUAGAGGAGGAAAAACAUGAUCUUCAGAAAACCAGAAGUGAACUUGCUGGAGCCAAAGAAGAUUUUGAAACACAAAGAGAAAUCAAACUGACAGAGAUACAGAAAGAGAGAGAACAUCUAGAGAAGAUGAACGAGAACAUCACAAGAGAAAUGAAUGAUAUCAAACAUCAAGAAGAACAAAUGAAACAAAAACAAGAUGAACUUGAGCAACUGAAAACUAAAAUUCAGAAUCUAAAACAAGAACAAGAAAAAGAAAGAGAGAUUAUCAUAAAGGACAGAAGUCAGCUUGAUCUGAGACAAUCUGAGCUACACAAACAGCAGACAAAAGUAAAUGAUUUAAUGGAAACAAUGAACAACGAGAGAAGACAACUAGAUAAAGAUAAAGAAGAGCUGGAAGAACAAAAAGAGCAAAUGGAGAAAGAAAGAGAGAACAUGGACCAAAGCAGAAAGAAUCUGGAUGAAGACCUGAGGAUGAUGAAGCUGCAGAAACAAGUGCUCGAAGAAGAGAAGAACAAGUUAGAAGAGCUGAAGAUUGAGCUGGAAAAAGAAGCUGAUGAUAUCAGAAAGAUAAAAGAAGAGACACAAAAUGAAAGACAUAGUUUGGAAAAGAUGGCUGAAGAACUUAAAGAAGAGAGAGAAGAUCUUGUUCAUCUUGCUGAAGAUACAAAAAGAGAGCAGGAGAUUCUGGAUGAAAUAAAAGUUGAAAAUGAGUCUUCAAUGGCAGAUCUGCAAAGAGAAAAGAGCAAUCUAGAGCAAAUGAGAGAGAAUAUCUCUAGACAAACAGAAGAUUUUGAAAACAAGAAAGAGAAAAUGAGACUCAGAGAAGACGAACUCAAGAAACUUCAAGCUGAGAUACAUAAACAACAAAGUGAAAUAGAAAAGGAAAAGAGCAACAUUGAAAGUGAGAGAGCUGCAGUAAUCAAGGAUGUUGAAGAUCUGCAACAUAAAAUAAUCAGUUUAGACAGAGAUUCAGAGAGUCUAAAACUUGACAGAGAAGUAUUUGAGAAUGAGAAAGAUGUGAUGAAACAGAUGAAAACUGAGCUAGAAAGAGAAGCAGAUGAGAUUGAGAAGAUCAAACUAGAGACACAACAUGAAAGACAGAGAGUGGAGGAAAUGACUGCUCAAAUCCAGAAAGAAAGAGAAGAAAUCAACAAUCUCAUUGAGGAGACGAACAGAAAAGACAUGGUCUUGAAUGAAAUGAACACAGAUAUUGAAGAGAAAAUCAAAGCUAUUCAAUCUGAUAGAGACAUACUUGAGAAGGAAAAACAUGAUCUGGAGAAAACCAGAAGUGAACUUUCUAAAGUUAAGGAGGAUCUCGAAAAACAAAGAGAAGUCACACUGACAGAGAUACAGAAAGAGAGAAAAGAUCUAGAGAAGAUGAAUGAGAACAUCACAAGAGAAAUGCAUGAUAUCAAACAUCAAGAAGAACAAAUGAAACAAAAACAAGAUGAACUUGAGCAACUGAAAACUGAAAUUCAGAAUCUAAAACAAGAACAAGAAAAAGAAAGAGAGAUUAUCAUAAAGGACAGAAGUCAGCUUGAUCUGAGACAAUCUGAGCUAGACAAACAACAGACAAACGUAAAUGACAUUAUGGAAACAAUGAACAACGAGAGAAGACAACUAGAUAAAGAUAAAGAAGAGCUGGAAGAACAAAAAGAGCAAAUGGAGAAAGAAAGAGAGGACAUGGACCAAAGCAGAAAAAAUCUGGAUGAAGACCUGAAGAUGAUGAAGCUGCAGAAACAAGUGCUCGAAGAAGAGAAGAACAAGUUAGAAGAGAUGAAGAUUGAGCUGGAAAGAGAAGCUGAUGAUAUCAGAAAGAUAAAAGAUGAGACUCAGAAUGAAAGACAGAGUUUGGAAAAGAUGGCUGAAGAACUUAAAGAAGAGAGAGAAGAUCUUGUUCAUUUUGCUGAAGAUACAAAAAGAGAGCAGGAGAUGCUGCAUGAAAUGAAAGUUGCAAACGAGUCUUCAAUGGCAGAUCUGCAAAAAGAAAAGAGCAAUCUAGAGCAAAUGAGAGAGAAUAUAUCUAGACAAACAGAAGAUUUUGAAAAAGAGAAAUACAAAAUGAGACUCAGAGAAAACGAACUUGAGCAAAUUCAAGCAGGGAUUCAUAAACAACAAAGUGAAAUAGAAAAGGAAAAGAGCAACAUUGAAAGUGAGAGAGCUGCAGUAAUCAAGGAUGUUGAAGAUCUGCAACAUAAAAUAAUCAGUAUAGACAGAGAUUCAGAGAGUCUAAAACUUGACAGAGAAGCGUUUGAGAAUGAGAAAGAUGUGAUAAAACAGAUGAAAACUGAGCUAGAAAGAGAAGCAGAUGAGAUUGAGAAGAUCAAACUAGAGACACAACAUGACAGACAUAGAGUGGAGGAAAUGACUGCUCAAAUCCAGAAAGACAGAGUAGAAAUCAACAAUCUCAUUGAGGAGACGAACAGAAAAGACAUGGUCUUGAAUGAAAUGAACACAGAUAUUGAAGAGAAAAUCAAAGCUAUUCAAUCUGAUAGAGACAUGCUUGAGAAGGAAAAACAUGAUCUGGAGAAAACUAGAAGUGAACUUUCUAAAGUUAAGGAGGAUCUCGAAAAACAAAGAGAAGUCACACUGACAAAGAUACAGAAAGAGAGAAAAGACCUAGAGAAGAUGAAUGAGAACAUCACAAGAGAAAUGCAUGAUAUCAAACAUCAAGAAGAACAAUUGAAACAAAAACAAAAUGAACUUGAGCAACUGAAAACUAAAAUUCAGAAUCUAAAACAAGAACAAGAAAAAGAAAGAGAGAUUAUCAUAAAGGACAGAAGUCAGCUUGAUCUGAGACAAUCUGAGCUAGACAAACAACAGACAAACGUAAAUGACAUUAUGAAAACAAUAAUGAAUGAGAGAAGACAACUAGAUAAAGAUAAAGAAGAGCUGGAAGAACAGAAACAGGAAAUGGAGAAAGAAAGAGAUGAUGUUGACCAAAGCAGAAAGAGUCUGAAUGAAGACCUGAAGAUGAUGAAGUUGCAGAAACAAGAAGAGAUGAACAAGUUAGAACAGAUGAACAUUGAGCUGGAAAGAGAAGCUCAUGAUAUCAGAAUGAUAAAAGAAGAGACACAAUAUGUAAGACAGAGUUUGGAGAAGAUGAGUGAAGAACUUAAAAAAGAGAGAGAAGAUCUUGUUCAUCUUGCUGAAGAUACAAAGACAGAGAAAGAGAUGCUGAAAGAAAUAAUAUUUGCAAACGAGUCUACGCUGGCAGAUCUGCAAAGAGAAAAGAGCAAACUUGAGGAAAUGAGAGAGAAAAUCUCUAAGCAAAAAGAAGAUAUUGAAAAUGAAAAAGAGAAAGCAAAACUCAGAGAAGACGAGCUUAAGAAACUUCAAACGGAUCUUCAGAAACAACAAAGUGAGAUUGACAUGGAAAAGACCAACAUUGGAAGUGAGAGAGCUGCAAUGAUCAGGGAAAAACAGAACGUGAUGACAGAGUUGAAAAAGCAGACUGAAGAUGUUGAGAUCCAAAUGAAGGAAGUAUUGACUGAAAAGGAAUUACUUGAAAAUGACAGAAAUCUGCUGAAAAAAGAUGUGGAAGAUCUACAACAAAAACUAAUUACUUUAGACAGAGAUUCAGAGAGUCUAAAACUUGACAGAGAAGCAUUUAAGAAUGAGAAGGAAGCAAUGAAACAGAUGAAAACUGACCUGCAAAAAGAAGCUGAUGAGAUUGAGAAGAUCAAACUUGAGACACAACUUGAAAGACAGAGAGUGGAGGAAAUGACUGCUCAAAUCCAGAAAGAAAGAGAAGAAAUCAACAAUCUUGUUGAGGAAAUUAAAAAGAAAAGGGAUAUUCUGGAUGAAAGCUACACUGAAAUGCAAAGAGAACAAGAAGCAAUGGAAAGUAACAGGUCUGACUUGGAGAAAGCCAAAGCUGAGAUUUUUGAACAAAAUAAAAUCAUUGAAAUUACACUUGUUGAGAUACAACAAAAGAGAAACGCCCUUGAGCAAAUGAGUAAGGAGAUAUCAGGAGACAGAAUGAAACUUGAAGAUGACAAGAAAGAGAUACAAUUAGCAAAGGAAGAACUUGAAAGAAUGCAGAGAGACAUGCAAAGACAACAAGAAGACAAGGAUCACCUGAGGUAUGGCAUCCCAGAAAAGAGUCUGCUUCAGAAGUCAGAGGCUGAAAUUGUUCUUCAACCAAGUGAGGUGGAUAAAGCCAAGCCUGCAAGAGAACCAGAAAUAUCAGAUCCAGAUAAACAACCUCUCUUUAUGGAGCAGAUGCUGAAAAUUGACUUAAAAGAUGCACUGAAAACAGAUUUUGAGAGCAAAAAGUUAGACUUACCUAAAGUCAAAGAUGUUUUUCCUCAAGAACUGCAGAUGAAGUUAGAGCAGAAACUAAUUGAAGAUGAAAUGGACAAGCUUAAACAAAUGCGAGCUGAACUACAAAAAGAAGCUGAUCACAUUGAAAAGAAAAGACAGGACAUGCAGAAUGAAAGACUGAAGCUGGACGACAUUGCAGCUCAACUUCAGGAAGAGAGAAGUACUGAACGUCUUACUGAGGAGAUAAAUAUUCAGAAAGUAAAUCAACAAAAGCAAGCAACUGCAUUUGAAAUGGAAAAGACUGAUUUCGAAAGAAUCAAAACAGAAAUUGAUAAAGCCAACAAAGAUCUUGCAGAUCAGCAGGAAAAGAAUAAAAUGACAAUAGCAGAGAUGCAAAGAGAGAGGGAGACUCUUGAAGAAAUGAGAGCAAAUAUAUCAAAGCAAGCUGAGAACAUCACAAACGAAAACAAAAUCCUUUCUAGCAGAGAAAGUGAACUUGUAAAGCUGCAGGAAGACAUUUUACAACAACAACAUGAAAUGGAUGAACUGAAAAAUACCAUCAUGAUGGAAAUGUGUCAGCUGGACCAGAGACAAUCUGACAUUGAUCUAUUACAAAAAGAGGUUGAUGAUCUAAUGGAAUUCACAAAGACAGAAAUGACAAACGUAGAAAGAGAAAGAUUGGAGGUUAUGGCACAGACAAGAAAUAUAAAGAGUGAUAUGGUUAGUUUAAAGAUGGAGAAGGAGGCCUGUGAACAACUCAGAUUAAAAUUGAUUGAGGAAAAAGAUCUGAUUGAAAAAGAAAGAGAGCUGCUGACCAAAAACCUGGAUCAGACAGAUAAAGACAAAAUGUAUAUGGAGAGAGAAUUGGAGAGUCUAAAAGUAGAGAAAGAAACCUUUGAAAAUGAGAAGAAGGAACUGGAGAAGAUGAAAAUUAGCCUUCAAAGAAAAGCUGAAGAUUUGGAGGAAUUCUCUGAAAAGACAAAGAAUGAAAGACAAAGGGUGGAAGAGAUGGUAGCACAAUUUACAAGACAAUUAGACAUUAGUGGACAUCCUACUGAAGGCAAAUUUAUAGAAGAGCUUUUGGAUGAGACAGAAAAGCAAAGAAGAGAAAUUCAUUAUACCAAAGACUUGCUUCAAGAAGAAAGAUCUAAUCUGCAGAAAGCCAAAGAAGAGAUCACCUACGAUAGGGAACAACUAUACAGACAAAGAACUGAGUUAAAUAAAGAGAAAGAAACUCUUGAACAGAUGCAUACAAGUAACUUGAAGGAAAUAGAGCAUAUUGAAAAGGAAAAGGAUAAAAUGCAGCACACAUUGAACGAACUAGGUCAAAUAAGAGCAGAACUUCAAAAUAAACAAAGAGAAAUGGAUGACACGAGAAAUAUCAUGAUAAAAGAAAAGGCUGAGUUGGCUAGAGACUUAGAAAACCUCCAAACUCAGACACAAGUUUUUGAAAAUGAGAAAGAUGAGCUACAAAAGAGCAGAGAGAAUAUUCAAAAGUUAAUGAUAGAAGUUCAGGAAGAAAGACUGAGGGCAUCAGAAGACUUAGACAAAAAGAGGCAACAAUUUGCUGAGGAGAUCAAAAUGAAAAACGACAGCCUUGAUGAAAUACAAGCUGAGAUAGAAAGACAAAAGCAAGCUCUUAUUAUGGACAAAGAGGUGAUUACCGAACAAGUUAUGGAUCUGCAGAAAACCCAGGAAGAUUUCAGAAGACAAUCUGAUGAGAGUGACAUUGCAAGAGCAGACCUGCAGAGAGAAAGAGACAGUCUUGAUCAGAUAAGUAUGGAGAUCUUAAGGCAAAAACAAGAGCUAGAGAGAGAAAGGGAUGAAAUGUUGGAGCAGUGGCAGCUGGUGGAGACACUAAAGAUGGACAAGGAAAAUGUGGAACAACUAAAGGCAGAGCUAUUGGAUGAGAAGGAAUCAACUGAGAAAAUCAGAAAGGAGCUGAAACAAGACAAAUCUUAUAUGGAAGAAAAUAAAUCAACACUUCAUAAAGAAUUAGAGGAAAUAAGUCCCCAAAAACAGGACAUUCAAGAUGAAAGAGCUCAACUAGAGCGAAUGAAAGGUGAGCUCCAAAUGAAAGCAGAGGAUAUAGAAAAGAAAAUGCAAGAAAUACUUUAUGAAAAACAGAAAGCUGAAGAGAGAAAGUCUGAAAAUGACAAGAUACAAACAAAUCUAGAUAAAGCAAAUGCAGAGAUACAAAAACUAAAUAAAGAUCUGCAAAGUUAUGCUGAGAACUUACAAAAAUGUAAGCUUGAAUUAGAUGAAGCAAGAGCCGAAAUAGAGCAAGUAAAGCAAGAUGCUGAAAAACUAGAAACAAAACAGAUAGAGCAAAGUUUGCAAAAAGAAAGAGACAAUAUUGAGGAUAUCAGAAGGAACCUGUUUAAAAAGGAAGAGGCCGUUGAAAAGGACAAGGCAGUAAUAAGGUUGAGGUACCAAGAACUAGAUCUCAUCCAAGCUGAAGUUGUCAAGCAAAAAGAAGAGAUGGUUAAACAGAAGAAUGAAUUAGAGCGAGAAAUCCAAGAAGAGAAAAGGAAACUACAGAGGUCAGAGAAGGAAUUAGAAGACAAGAUGCAGACGAUUAAACGUGAAAUGAGGGAACUAAAGCUACUUCAGGAUGAAACUGAUGGCAAAAGAAAAGAUCUUGACAACAAGAUGAGACAAGUAUCAAGAAAAAGAGAUGAGCUGGAGAAAAUGAAGUCUGAUAUUGAAAGUGCAUGUGAAAAACUUGAAGUGGACCAGGUCAUGUUAAAUACAGAGCGUGAUGAGUUGGAGCGGAUGAAAACUGAGAUACAAAGAGCAAGAGAUGAUAUGCAAUCUCAUGUUGAAGAAAGAGCAGGAGAUCUAGGAGAGAAAGAACCAGUGAACACCAGGAUUCAGAGGCUUAUUCAAGAGGCUGAAAAGGCUAGCAAAAUGGCUAGGAGAACAAAACAUGAACCAGAAAUUAGAAUGCAGAAAGAUGUUAGUGUUGAAGAGGAUUCAGUGGAAAGACAAGAUAUGAGUGCUAACAUGCAGAGACUGAUUCUGGAAAUUGAGCAUGCCAGAGAAACUCUCAGAGGGAUGAAGGAUGAAGUCCAGGCAGCUAGAAAAGAAAGGUCUGAAGUGGAGAACAUGAAGCUGGAAUUCUUAACCAUGAAACAGAACAUGGAAAAAACUUAUGAGCAGCAGAAUGAUGAGAUACAAAAAGAGAAACAGCAAAUAGAGAGUAGAAAAAUGUCUCUAAGCAGAGAGAGAAAUUAUCUUGAGCAGAACAGGGCUGAUUUGGAGAGACAAAAACAAAUAAUGGCAUUGGACAAACAAAAACUCCUUGCUGAAAAUGAAUUACUGGAGAAAGAAAAGGUUGACAUGAUGCAAAGAAUUGAGAAUCUUGAAAGCCUUCAAGAAGAAUCAACUAGAGAAAGAGCAACAGAAACAACUCAAGGAACAAGGAGAGAUUCUGAGGAAUUAAUGCAGAAAAUGGAAGCACUGAGCAUGGAAGACUUCCAAGAAGAAAGUAAGAGUCAGAUGGUCGAACUAAAGAGACAGAUAGACAAAUUGAUAGAGUUGAAGGCUGACCUGCAACAACAGCAGGCAGAACUUGAGAAAACGAAAGCAGAUUUAAAACAACAGAUCGAUGAUCUGGAAAAAUUAAGGUCUGAAAUAUUAAAACAUGAAAAGGACACAGACAGUAAAACAAGAGAGUUGGAGCUGAUGGAAAUCCAAAGACAGAAAGAAGAUCUAGAAAAAAGGAUUCAGAAAUUUACCCUUGAGAAGAGAGAUCUGGAGGUUCUAAGGUCUGAAAUUGUCCUAGAAAAGAAAGACCUGGAUCAGAAGAUGAGGCAAGUGAUAAGAAAGAGGGAUGAGAUGGAGAAAAUCAGAUCUGAUAUAUCAAAUGCCAGAGAGGAGAUCAGAAGAGAAAGGCAGGAACUGGAAAUACUCAGGAACAAUGUUCAAAGUGCAAGACAUGAUUUUCAACUUCUGCUGGAAAGAACUGCAAAUCUAGAAGAUGAGGAAAGUGCCACAACUGACAUUGAAAGAUUGAUUUUAGAGGUUGUGAAAAUCAGGGAAAUGGUGAAACAUCUAAAAGCUGACAUGGAGAGAAGGCUGGCGGAAAGUAAGGAGGAGAUAGAUGAAAAGGGAACCUUUAAGUCUGAGAUCCAGAGGCUCAUUCAAGAUAUUGGACAAAUAAGGGAAAAUCUAGGAGCCCUUGGAGAGGAGAUAGAAAACACCAGGAGAGACAAGAGAGAAUUGGACAAGAUGAGGGCAGAGCUUGUAGAGAAACAACAGAAGAAGGAGAGCAUGAGGGAAAUGCUGCAGAAAGAAAGAGAAGAACUGGAGAAGCUGAAGGAUGAGAUCAACCAAGAAAAGAAGGAUGUUGAAAUCAUGAGAGGGAUAGUUGAGGCAGUAAUAGAUGAAGAAGAAGUGAAAGAGUUUAAAGACAUACAGAAAUACAAGGAAGAACUACAAAGGGUCACUGAGGAACUCCUGACAAAGAAGAGGGAUCUGGACCAGCUCAACUCAGAUGUACAGAACCUGUGGCAAGUCAUGGAAGAAAUUAAUAUACAGCAUGAAAAUAAAAGGACUGAACUGGAAAGCAUUGGUUUUGAGUUAAAGAAGGGAGAGCAGAUACUGGAAAAACAGAAAGAUGAAUUGAAGGAGAAUGGUUGGAUUGUGGAAGAAAUAAAGAAUAAGAAAGAUACACUUGAAAAGCUCAAUAUGGAAAUACUUAGGAAGAACGAAGAUAUGGAAAAAGAGAAGGAAAAGUUAAGGCAAGAGAAGCAAGAGAUGGAUCUCAAUAGAGGUGAACUACAAAGACAGAGAGAAGAUAUGGAAACAAGGAUUCAGAAACUCACACGUGAGAAGGACGAAAUGGAAGUUUUAAGGUCUGAGAUUGUCCUAGAAAAGAAAGACCUUGACCAUAAGAUGAAGCAAGUGAUAAGAAAGACAGACGAGAUGGAGAAAAUCAGACAUGAUAUAGCAAGUGCCAGGGAAGAGAUCAAUGGAGAAAGGCAGGAGCUGGAAAUACUCAGGAAUGAUGUUCAAAGUGCUAAACAAGAUUUUGAAUUUCUGGUUGAAAGAACUCCAAAUCUAGAGGUUGAGGAAAGUGCCACAACAGACAUUGAAAGACUGGUUUUGGAGGUUGUGAAAAUCAGGGAAAUGGUGAGAAAUCUAAAAUCUGAAAUGGAGAGAAGAAUUGGGGAAACUAACGUGGAGAAGGAUGAAAAGGAAACCUUUAAGUCUGAGAUCCAGAGGCUCAUUCAUGAUAUUGGACAAAUAAGGGAAAAUCUAGGAGGCCUUAGAAUUGAGAUAGAAAACACCAAGAGAGACAAGGCUGAAUUGGAGAAAAUGAGGACAGAGCUUGUAAAGAAACAACAAGAGGAGGAGAGCAUGAGAGAAAUGCUACAGAAAGAAAGAGAAGAACUAGAGCAGCUGAAGUAUGAGAUCAACCGAGAAAAGGAGGAUAUGGAAAUCAGAAGAGAAGUAGAUGAGGCAGAAAUAGAUGAAGAAGAAAUGAAAGGCUUUACAGAUGUACAGAAAUACAAGGAAGAACUACAAAUAGUCACUGAAGAACUCCUGACAAAGAAGAGGGAUCUGAACCAGCUCAACUCAGAUGUACAGAAUAUGAGGCAGACUAUAGAAGAAGUGAAUAUACAGCAUGAAAAGAAGAGGGCUGAACUUGAAAGUGUCACUUCUGAGUUAAAAAAGAAAGAGCAGAUCCUGGAAAAGCAGAAACAUAAGUUGGAGGAGAAUGGUUGGAUUGCUGAAGAAAUAGAGACGAUGAAAGCUACUCUUGAAAGUAUCAAUAUGGAAAUACUUCAGAAGAAAGAAGAUAUUGAAAAAGAAAAGGAGAAUUUAAGGAAAGAGAAACAAGAGACAGAGCUUUUCAGAGGUAAACUACAAAGACAGAGAGAUGAAGUUGAAUCUUCAAGAGAAGCAUUGAUAAUGGAGAAGGAUCAGUUUAAGCUAAGAAUCGAUCACCAAAAGCAUGAAAUGAGCGCUGCCUUUGAAAAAGAACAGAAACGUUUAGAAAACAUGGAAAAUGAUCUAGAAAAUCAAAGGGCUAAACUUGUUGAAAGCCUCAACGAUGCUGCAAAUAUGGAGCAGAAGCUACAACAGAUGGAGAGUGAACUAAACAAAGAAAAAGAACAAGUAGAAGAAAUUAAGCAGAUGGUCAGAACAGAGAGGGUUAUGAUUGAACAAGAAAAAGAAGAAAUGAGAAAACAGACUCAAGAGAUUGAGGACGACCAAGCUGAGCUUCAAAAGAAGACAGAGAUAACCAAUAAACUCAUUCAGGAUGCAAACAGUGAGAGAGACAGAUUAAAAAACCUCAGCCUGAAACUUCAAAUGCAAAGAAGAGAUAUUGAGGAAACCAUCACAGAAGUGGAAACCAAGAAGAGAAAUCUCCAUAUAAUGAGCAGAGAACUUCAAGAUGACAAGAUACGACUGAAAAAUGACAGGGAUGCUUAUGAAAAGCAAAUGGCAUAUUUGGAGGUUAAAAGCGAAGAGUUAGUCAGAGAAACAGAAGAUCUGGAAAGAAAAACCUUACAGCAGAGAGAACAAGAUGAGAUGGCCAAACAUGAGAUUGAAAAUCAGAAAGAAGUUCUAGAGCUAAUGAAGGUGGACAUUUUGAAGGAAAGGGAUGAUUUUGCAAAAGAGAUGGAAAAUGUAAAUUCAGAAAAACAGAAACUGCUUUCACUCCAAGGUGCAUUGCAAAGUCAAGAAAGUGAACUUGAAAGCAGAGUGCAAAUAUUCAUGGAAGAACAGAAACAUCUAAAACAGGCUAAAGCUGAAACUGAAGAGUGGAGAAAGCAAUUAAUGGAAAUUAGUGAAACAGUGAAGACAGAACAGAAUCAAUACAGGAAGCUGAUUGAAGAAGUGCAAAGGGAAAAAGAACAGCUUGAAAUCAGUAAAAAUCGAAUAGAACAAGAGAAGAAAGAUCUCCAAAACAUGAAAACCAAUCUAGAAAAGCAAUUAGAAAGUCUGAGACAUGAAAAAGCAAAUGCAGAAGAUGAGAAGAACACACUAGAAAAGAUUAGGUCAGAAUCCAAGCAGAUCCAAAAUGCUAUGAGGAAGGAGAGGGAAGAUCAAGAAAAAUGUCAGUUGGAGAUUGAGGGAGAAAAGCAAAGAAUGGAAGAAGAAAUCAGACGAUUAGAAAUGCAUAGGGAAGAGAUUAAGAAAGUGGACAGCGAGCUACAAAAAAGUAGAGAGGACAUUGAAAGUAGAAAAGAAAAGAUUAACAACAAAAUGGAAGAAUUGCUGCAAAUAAAGGUUGAAAUUGGAAGAACAAAAGAAGAAAUAGAAAAAGAAAGUCAAAGAAUUCAAGAUGCUAAAAUUGAUAUUGAAAAGGCUAAAGCUGAGAUACAGAGACAGGAAGACAAAUUUGAAGACAUAAUAGAUGCUAAAAUACAGGAGAAAGAAAGAGAAAUAAAAAUCCAAUUAGAUAAAGAAACUAAACGCUUGACUGAAGAGAUUGAGUCGAAAGUGAGAGACCUUGAUAUGGCAAUGGCAGAGGUGGAGCGUCAAAAGCAAGAAUUUGAGAAAACAAAGUGUAUGCUUGAUAAGGAAAAGAAAGAAAUUAAACAAGAAAAGGAAGACCUGGAAGACCAAAUCAUGGACCUUACUCAUGAAAAACAAGAAAUAGAGGUUGAGAGGAAUAACUUGAUGGUUUUAAGAACUCAAUUAGGAGAUUUAAGAAAAGAAAAUGAAAUUGUAAAGGAAAAACUAACUUUGGAAAAAUCAAGCAUUGAGGAAAUGCAGCUCAAGAUUUACAACCAGCAGCAACUGAAUGAUCAAACCAGAGAGGAAAACAAGAAAGAAAAAGAAAGUCUAGAAAAACAAAGGUUUGAAACUGAACAGAAGAAACAGAUGAUGGAGAUAAGCGCCUCAAAAAUGAUGGAGGAGAAGAAAGAGAUAGCUGAUUUAUCAAGGGAACUCCAAAAAUACAAAGAUGAACUGGAAAACUUAACAUACAAGACCAACACAGAAAGAAAUGAGGUUGAACAAAUGCAAGCUGAGUUACAUAGUCAAAUUCAGGCUAUUGAACAACAAAGACAAAUCAUGCAAGACAAACAGAAUCAUCUUGAAGAAAAGGAGCUAAGCAUACAGAGAAAGGAAGAGGAAAUAAAGAUUAGAAACACUGAGUUUCAAGUUGAACAGGAACAUUUGAACAAUGUUCUCGAGGAAACCAAUAAGAGACAACAUGAGCUUGAAGAGAUGCAGGCUGAUAUAGAAUUGCACAAACAAAAAAAUAACAAGGACUUUGAAUUGCUUGAGAGGAUCCGCAAUGAAUUGGAAAAUGAAAAAUAUGAUCUGCAGAUCUGGACUGAACAACAAAAACAUUUGGUUGAAGUCAAAUUUCAAGAGUUAGAAAAAGAGAGGGAAAGACUGGAAAACAUGGCAAAAGAGCUGCAGAGUGAAAGAGAACAAACUGAGAAAGAAAAAGCUGACAUGAACAGGGUAAAUGAUGAUAUACAGAGAGAAAAACAAGCUAUUGAUGAAAAGAGAAACAUGACUAACAAGGCAAUGGCAGAUCUGGAAAUCAUAAAAGCUGAGCUGAAGGAACAACAAGAAAAGAUUCAAACUGAAGCAGAAAAACUGCAAGAGGAAAAACUUCUGGUUAAGAAUGAGGCUGAAAAUCUGAAUAACGUUUUAGAAGAGAUCAGAAGGCAGCAAGAAAAACUGGAAGCAAGCGAGGCUGAUCUUAAAGUUUUGAAGGAGAAGUGUGAAAAUGCUAGGGAAGAAACUGAAAGGAAGAAGUGUGAUGUAGAAGAGCAGAAUGAAAAUAAUGAGAUCACAAAACACCUUCUGGAACAAGAGAGAAAAGACAUUGACAAGCAAAAACAAGAGUUACAGAAACAAGCUGAUGAUCUGGUCAUGCAAAUGAUUGCGCACAGGGAAAAUGUAGAGAUAAGUAAAAGAUCACUGGAUGAAGAAAAGACGCUUCUAGAGCAGAAGGCUGAUGAAAUCCUAAGACAGAGAGAUGAUUUGGAAAAAGAAAAAGAGGACAUGAUGAAGAAAUGGAACGAGCUGGAUGUUCUUCAGAAUGAAAUGCAAAAUCAAAACAAAGCAAUGGAUGAAAUCAAAUACGAGUUAGAUGCUAAAAUGAAUGAAAUGAAUAGAGAACAGCAAGGACUGGAUGAUAGUUUAAGAGCUAUUAGUGAAGAGAGGAGGAACAUGGAGGAGGAAGUAAAGAAUGAGAAAGAAACACUGAAGCACAUGGAAGUUAAUCUUCAUAAGGACAGAGAAGAAAUGGAGAGCAUCUUUGAAGAAACUCAAAAACAAAAAGAUUAUCUGGAAAAGAUGAGCACAGCCAUAAAAGAACAAAAGCAAGACCUGAAGAACCAAAUAGACCUUCUAGAACAAGAAAGAGAAGAAAUAAAUCAUAAAUGGACACAGUUACAAGAGAGGAUUGAUGAAUUUGAUGCUCAAGUCAGCAAACAAAAGGAAGAGGAUUUAACAAAAGAGAAGGAGAUGGAAGAAGAAAAGAUGGAGAGAGAAGAACUUGAUCAGAUAAAGAGUGAACUUGAAAAAGUGAGAUCUGAAAUAGAUCAUGAGCAGAAGAAACUAAAUGAUGACAAGAAGAUGAUUGAGCAAGAAAAAGAAGACCUGGAGAAGAUGAAGUCUGAAAUCAUGACACAAAGACAGAAAAUGGAAGAAGAGAGAUCAGAACUUGACAACAAGAUAGAACAGACAGAUCUAGAAAAACGUGACAUUGAGAACAGCAAAAAAAUAGUUCAGAAAUUAAUGGUUGAAGUGGAGGAAAAGAGAAAUAAUAUUCAACUUCUUAAAAAAGAACUUGACAUUGAAAGACAAAAACUUGCAGGUGAACAAGAUCUUCUGAUUCAAAACAAGGUUGAACUGCAAAAUGUAAAUGAACGAAUCAAAGAAAUGAAUGAGGAAAUAAAGAAAGAGAGAGAAACAUUGAAGGAAAAGGAAGUUCAUCUACAAAAGGAGAAAGAAGAAAUGAAGAGCAUCACUGAAGAAACACAAAUACAAAAAGAAGAUCUGGAAAAGAUGAGAACAGCCAUAAAAGAACAAAACCAAGACCUGAUGAGCCAAAGAGACCUUCUAGAACAAGAAAGAGAAGAAAUAAAUCAAAAAUGGACACAGUUACAAAAGAAGAUUAAUGAAUUUGAUGCUCGUGUCAGCAAACAAAAGGAAGAAGAUUUAACAAAACAGAAGGAGAUGGAAGAAGAAAGAAAAGGUCUAGAAGAGACCAAAGCCAAAAUCAUCGAGAUGAAGACUAAAGCUGAGCUGGAAAAGAUCAAGAAAGAAAAAAAGAAAGAAGAGGAAGAAGAAAUGAGUGUAAAAGUAAGGAUGGGGAGAGAAGAACUUGAUCAGAUAAAGAGUGAACUUGAAAGAGUGAGAUCUGAAAUAGAUGAUGAGCAGAAGAAACGAAAUGAUGACAAGAAGAUGAUAGAGCAGGAAAAUGAAGACCUGGAGAAGAUGAAGUUUGAAAUCAUGACACAAAGACAGAAAAUGGAAGAAGAGAGAUCAGAACUUGGCAACAAGAUAAAACAGACAGAUCUACAAAAACGUGACAUUGAGAACAGCAAAGAAAUAAUAGAAAAAUUAAUGGUUGAAGUGGAGGAACAGAGGCUUGAUAUUCAACACCAGAAGGAAGAACUUGACAUUGAAAGACAAAAAAUUGCAGAUGAACAAGAUCUUCUCAUUCAAAAUAAGAGUGAGCUGCAAAAUGAAAAUGAACAGAUAAGAAACAUGGAUGAGGAAAUAAAGAAAGAGAGAGAAACACUGAAGGAAAUGAAAGCUCAUCUAGAAAAGGACAAAGAAGAAAUGAAGAGCAUCACUGAAGAAACACAAAGACGAAAAGAAGAUCUGGAGAAGUUGAGAACAGACAUAAAAGAACAAAACCAAGACCUGAUAAACCAAAGAGACCUUCUAGAACAAGAAAGAGAAGAAAUAAAUCAUAAAUGGUCACAGUUACAAGAAAGGAUUGAUGAAUUUGAUGUUCAUGUCAGCAAACAAAAGGAAGAAGAUUUAACAAAAGAGAAGGAGAUGGAAGAAGAAAGAAAAGGUCUAGAAGAAAUCAAAGCCAAAAUCAUCGAGUUAAAGACUAAAGCUGAGCUGGAAGAGAUCAUGAAAGAAAAAGAAAAAGACGAGGAAGAAGAAUUUAGAGUAAAAGCAGAGAUGGAGAGAGAAGAACUGGAUCAGAUAAAAAGCGAAUUUGAAAAAGUUAAAUCUGAAAUAGAUAAUGAGCAGAAGAAACUAAUUGAUGACAGGAAAAUUAUUGAGCAGGAAAAAGAAGACCUGGAGAAGAUGAAGUCUGAAAUAAUGACACAAAGACAGCAAAUGGAAGAAGAGAGAUCAGAACUUGACAACAAGAUAAAGCAGAUAGAUCUACAAAAAUGUGACAUUGAGAACAGCAAAGAAAUAGUUCAGAAAUUAAUGGUUGAGGUGGAAGAACAGAGAAAAGAUAUUCAACUCCAGAAUGAAGAACUUGACAUUGAAAGACAAAAAAUUGCAGAUGAAAAAGAUCUUCUGAUUCAAAACAAGACUGAACUGCAAAAUGAACAAAUCAAAGAAAUGGAUGAGGAAAUAAAGAAAGAGAGAGAAACACUGAAGCAAAUGAAAGCUCAUCUAGAAAAGGACAAAGAAGAAAUGAAGAGCAUCUCUGAAGAAACACAAAGACGAAAAGAAGAUCUGGAGAAGUUGAGAACAGCCAUAAAUGAACAAAAGCAAGACCUGAAGAACCAAAGAGACCUUCUAGAACAAGAAAAAGAAGAAAUAAAUCAUAAAUGGACACAGUUACAAGAGAGGAUUAAUGAAUUUGAUGCCCAAGUCAGCAAACAAAAGAAAGAGGAUUUAACAAAAGAGAAGGAGAUGGAAGAAGAAAGAAAAAGUCUAGAAGAGACCAAAGCCAAAAUCAUCGAGAUGAAGACUAAAGCUGAACAGGAAGAGAUCAUGAAAGAAAAAGAGAAAGAAGAAGAAGUCAUGGCAGUAAAACUAAAGAUGGAGAGAGAAGAACUUGAUCAGAUAAAGAGUGAACUUGAAAGAGUGAGAUCUGAAAUAGCUCAUGAGCAGAAGAAACUAAAUGAUGACAAGAAGAUGAUUGAGCAAGAAAAAGAAGACCUGGAGAAGAUGAAGUUUGAAAUCAUGACACAAAGACAGAAAAUGGAAGAAGAGAGAUCAGAACUUGACAGCAAGAUAAAACAGACAGACUUCGAAAAAUGUGAUAUUAAAAACAGCAAAGAAAUAGUUGAAAAAUUAAUGGUUGAAGUGGAGGAACAGAGGCUUGAUAUUCAACACCAGAAGGAAGAACUUGACAUUGAAAGACAAAAAAUUGCAGAUGAACAAGAUCUUCUCAUUCAAAAUAAGAGUGAGCAGCAAAAUGAAAAUGAACGGAUAAGAAACAUGGAUGAGGAAAUAAAGAAAGAGAGAGAAACACUGAAGGAAAUGAAAGCUCAUCUAGAAAAGGACAAAGAAGAAAUGAAGAGCAUCACUGAAGAAACACAAAGACGAAAAGAAGAUCUGGAGAAGUUGAGAACAGACAUAAAAGAACAAAAUCAAGACCUGAUAAACCAAAGAGACCUUCUAGAACAAGAAAGAGAAGAAAUAAAUCAAAAAUGGUCACAGUUACAAGAAAGGAUUGAUGAAUUUGAUGCUCGUGUCAGCAAACAAAAGGAAGAAGAUUUAACAAAAGAGAAGGAGAUGGAAGAAGAAAGAAAAGGUCUAGAAGAGAUCAAAGCCAAAAUCAUCGAGUUAAAGACUAAAGCUGAGCAGGAAGAGAUCAUGAAAGAAAAAGAAAAAGAAGAGGAAGAAGAAUUUAGAGUAAAAGCAGAGAUGGAGAGAGAAGAACUGGAUCAGAUAAAAAGCGAAUUUGAAAAAGUUAGAUCUGAAAUAGAUAAUGAGCAGAAGAAACUAAUUGAUGACAGGAAAAUUAUUGAGCAGGAAAAAGAAGACCUGGAGAAGAUGAAGUCUGAAAUAAUGACACAAAGACAGCAAAUGGAAGAAGAGAGAUCAGAACUUGACAACAAGAUAAAGCAGAUAGAUCUACAAAAAUGUGACAUUGAGAACAGCAAAGAAAUAGUUCAGAAAUUAAUGCUUGAGGUGGAAGAACAGAGAAAAGAUAUUCAACUCCAGAAUGAAGAACUUGACAUUGAAAGACAAAAAAUUGCAGAUGAAAAAGAUCUUCUGGUUCAAAACCAGACUGAACUGCAAAAUGAAAAUGCGCAAAUCAACGAAAUGAAUGAGGAAAUAAAGAAAGAGAGAGAAACACUGAAGGAAAUGGAAGUUCAUCUACAAAAGGAGAAAGAAGAAAUGAAUAGCAUCACUGAAGAAACACAAAGACGAAAAGAAGAUCUGGAGAAGAUGAGCACAGACAUAAAUGAACAAAAGCAAGACCUGAAGAACCAAAGAGACCUUCUAGAACAAGAAAAAGAAGAAAUAAAUCAUAAAUGGACACAGUUACAAGAAAGGAUUGAUGAAUUUGAUGUUCGUGUCAGCAAACAAAAGGAAGAAGAUUUAACGAAACAUAAGGAGAUGGAAGAAGAAAGAAAAAGUCUAGAAGAGACCAAAGCCAAAAUCAUCAAGAUGAAGACUAAACCUGAACUGGAAGAGAUCAUGAAAGAAAAAGAGAAAGAAGAAGUCAUGGCAGUAAAACUAAAGAUGGAGAGAGAAGAACUUGAUCAGAUAAAGAGUGAACUUGAAAAAGUGAGAUCUGAAAUAGAUCACGAGCAGAAGAAACUAAAUGAUGACAAGAAGAUGAUUGAGCAGGAAAAAGAAGACCUGGAGAAGAUGAAGUCUGAAAUCAUGAUACAAAGACAGAAAAUGGAAGAAGAGAGAUCAGAACUUGACAGCAAGAUAAAACAGACAGACUUCGAAAAAUGUGAUAUUGAGCACAGCAAAGAAAUAGUUGAAAAAUUAAUGGUUGAAGUGGAGGAACAGAGGCUUGAUAUUCAACACCAGAAGGAAGAACUUGACAUUGAAAGACAAAAAAUUGCAGAUGAACAAUAUCUUCUCAUUCAAAAUAAGAGUGAGCUGCAAAAUGAAAAUGAACAGAUAAGAAACAUGGAUGAGGAAAUAAAGAAAGAGAGAGAAACACUGAAGGAAAUGAAAGCUCAUCUAGAAAAGGACAAAGAAGAAAUGAAGAGCGUCACUGAAGAAACACAAAGACGAAAAGAAGAUCUGGAGAAGUUGAGAACAGACAUAAAAGAACAAAACCAAGACCUGAUGAACCAAAGAGACCUUCUAGAACAAGAAAAAGAAGAAAUAAAUCAUAAAUGGUCACAGUUACAAGAAAGGAUUGAUGAAUUUGAUGCUCGUGUCAGCAAACAAAAGGAAGAAGAUUUAACAAAAGAGAAGGAGAUGGAAGAAGAAAGAAAAGGUCUAGAAGAGAUCAAAGCCAAAAUCAUCGAGUUAAAGACUAAAGCUGAGCUGGAAGAGAUCAUGAAAGAAAAAGAAAAAGAAGAGGAAGAAGAAUUUAGAGUAAAAGCAGAGAUGGAGAGAGAAGAACUGGAUCAGAUAAAAAGCGAAUUUGAAAAAGUUAGAUCUGUAAUAGAUGAGCAGAAGAAACUAAUUGAUGACAGGAAAAUUAUUGAGCAGGAAAAAGAAGACCUGGAGAAGAUGAAGUCUGAAAUAAUGACACAAAGACAGCAAAUGGAAGAAGAGAGAUCAGAACUUGACAACAAGAUAAAGCAAAUAGAUCUACAAAAAUGUGACAUUGAGAACAGCAAAGAAAUAGUUCAGAAAUUAAUGGUUGAGGUGGAAGAACAGAGAAAAGAUAUUCAACUCCAGAAUGAAGAACUUGACAUUGAAAGACAAAAAAUUGCAGAUGAAAAAGAUCUUCUGGUUCAAAACAAGGCUGAAUUGCAAAAUGAAAUUGAACAAGUCAAAGAAAUGAAUGAGGAAAUAAAGAAAAAGAGAGAAACACUAGAGGAAAUGGAAGUUCAUCUACAAAAGGAGAAAGAAGAAAUGAAGAGCACCACUGAAGAAACACAAAGACGAAAAGAAGAUCUGGAGAAGAUGAGCACAGACAUAAAUGAACAAAAUCAAGACCUGAUGAACCAAAGAGACCUUCUAGAACAAGAAAAAAUAAAUCAUAAAUGGACACAGUUACAAGAGAGGAUUGAUGAAUUUGAUGCCCAAGUCAGCAAACAAAAGGAAGAAGAUUUAACGAAACAGAAGGAGAUGGAAGAAGAAAGAAAAAGUCUAGAAGAGAUCAAAGCCAAAAUCAUCGAGAUGAAGACUAAACCUGAACUGGAAGAGAUCAUGAAAGAAAAAGAGAAAGAAGAAGAAGUCAUGGCAGUAAAACUAAAGAUGGAGAGAGAAGAACUUGAUCAGAUAAAGAGUGAACUUGAAAGAGUGAGAUCUGAAAUAGAUCAUGAGCGGAAGAAACUAAAUGAUGACAAGAAGAUGAUUGAGCAGGAAAAAGAAGACCUGGAGAAGACGAAGUCUGAAAUCAUGAUACAAAGACAGAAAAUGGAAGAAGAGAGAUCAGAACUUGACAGCAAGAUAAAACAGACAGACUUCGAAAUAUGUGAUAUUGAGAACAGCAAAGAAAUAGUUGAAAAAUUAAUGGUUGAAGUGGAGGAACAGAGGCUUGAUAUUCAACACCAGAAGGAAGAACUUGACAUUGAAAGACAAAAAAUUGCAGAUGAACAAGAUCUUCUCAUUCAAAAUAAGACAAACAAAAGGAAGAAGAUUUAA
Danio aesculapii is the source of this 25369-nucleotide messenger RNA. Its product is annotated as nesprin-2-like. Bases 86 to 25369 code for a protein of 8427 amino acids. Lineage: Eukaryota; Metazoa; Chordata; Actinopteri; Cypriniformes; Danionidae. The record is from RefSeq and is a predicted model, not a curated record. The transcript has 3 exons.